UUCUCUAUCUUCCUCUGCAUUCCUCUCUCUCUCUCUCCUCCUCUUCUUUCUCUCUCUACAAAAACUCAAGCAUAUACAUAUAAACAGAGAGAGACAGAGACAAACCUAGAUUUUUGACAAUGCUGCCAUUUCAGAGCAUCCAAGAAGCAGAGUCAUCUCUGGGAAGAAACCUGAAAUUUGCAGAGAAUCUAUGGUUCAAGUAUUCUGCUAACAAGUCCGAUUACUUUCUCUACUGCCAUAACACCAUCUUCUUGCUCGUCUUCUAUACCUUGCUUCCUCUGCCUUACGUGAUCGCAGAGCUCUUGAGGUCUAACAAGAUUGAGAGGUUCAAGAUUCAACCUAAAGUCAACAACUCCUUCAAAGACAUGUUCAAUUGCUACAAGAACGUCAUGACCAUUUUCAUUCUCGUCGUCGACACUCUGGCUCCCUCUCUUGAAGGUUCAGAAACAUUCAGCAUUGGGAUUAGAACAGGGUUGCCAUUGCCAUCAGGGACAGAGAUGCUCUUGCAAAUGUUGGUGUAUGUUCUUAUUGAGGACUACUCAAACUACUGGCUGCAUAGGUUGCUUCACUGCAAAUGGGGAUAUGAGAAAAUUCACAGAGUCCACCAUGAAUACACUGCUCCAAUUGGAUUUGCAGCACCCUAUGCUCACUGGGCAGAGGUUUUGAUCCUUGGAUUCGCAUCGUUUCUUGGUCCUAUGAUGGUUCCUGGCCACAUGAUCACAUUCUGGCUCUGGAUGGUCUUGAGGCAGCUGGAGGCCAUUGAAACUCAUAGCGGAUAUGAUUUCCCUUGGAGCAUCACAAAGUUUAUUCCAUUCUAUGGAGGGGCAGAGUACCAUGACUAUCACCAUUUUGUUGGGAAACAAAGUCACAGCAAUUUUGCCUCAGUCUUCACUUACUGUGAUUACAUUUAUGGAACAAACAAGGGAUACCGCUACCGGAAGUCAGUCUUCGGAAAGUUGAGGGAGAAACAAAAUGGAGGCAAAUACAACAUCUCCAGGCAAGAUCUCAAAGCUGAGUAGGUCCCAAUUUCUUUCCAAUCCAAUCAUUGUUUUCUAGCAACUGAAUAGGUGUGUCUUGGUGACCUUCAUUCAUUUUUGUUGUCAUGGAGAUAUUUUUGUACAGAAGUUCUUCCCUCUCCUUCUAGAUAAAGAUCUAAUGGAUGAGUUUAACUAGUAUAUGGACUAUAUGCUUGUGUAGAAGAUUUUCGAUGAGUUUGGAUGAUGGCUUGUGAUUGCAAUUUUAAGUACAAUCUUGGGGAGAUGAAGGUUACAUGAAUAUCAAACUUUUAAUGUCAAAGAGUUCAU
Molecule: messenger RNA, 1304 nt
Organism: Camellia sinensis
Lineage: Eukaryota; Viridiplantae; Streptophyta; Magnoliopsida; Ericales; Theaceae
Source: RefSeq, a predicted model, not a curated record